Messenger RNA from Pogona vitticeps (central bearded dragon), 1218 nucleotides. RefSeq names its product SMAD family member 7 (gene SMAD7). Lineage: Eukaryota; Metazoa; Chordata; Lepidosauria; Squamata; Agamidae. Gene Ontology annotation, molecular function: transcription regulator inhibitor activity; I-SMAD binding. Gene Ontology annotation, biological process: anatomical structure morphogenesis; cell differentiation; SMAD protein signal transduction. The record is from RefSeq and is a predicted model, not a curated record. Gene Ontology annotation, cellular component: heteromeric SMAD protein complex.
GGUUGCUGCCUGGGCAAGUCGGGGAAACUGGCCAAGGCGCACUUCGGCUCGGAGGCGGAACUGAAAGCGCUGACCCACUCGGUGCUGAAGCGGCUGAAGGAGAAGCACCUGGAAGGCCUCCUCCAAGCCGUGGAGUCCCGGGGAGGCACCCGCACCGGCUGCGUCCUGCUGCCCAGCAAACUGGACUCCAAGCUGGGCCAGCACUGGUACUCCCUCCCGUUGCUGCUCGGCAAAGUCUUUCGGUGGCCCGAUCUCAGGCAUUGCUCGGAAGUCAAGAGGUUAUGUUGCUGUGAAUCCUAUGGGAAAACCCUCCCGGACGUGGUCUGUUGCAACCCUUACCACCUCAGCAGGCUCUGCGAACUAGAGUCUCCCCCUCCUCCUUACUCCAGAUAUCCGAUGGAGUUUCUCAAACCAACUGCAAGUUGUCCAGAUUCUGUGCCUUCCUCCACCGAGACAGGGGGAACAAAUUUUCUGGCCCCUGCGGGGCUCUCGGAUUCUCAAGUUCUGCAAGAACCCGGGGAUCCGUCACACUGGUGCGUGGUGGCAUACUGGGAAGAAAAGACACGUGUGGGUCGGCUAUAUUCUGUCCAAGAGCCGUCCCUGGAUAUCUUUUAUGAUCUACCUCAAGGGAAUGGCUUCUGCCUUGGACAGCUGAAUUCGGACAAUAAAAGCCAGCUGGUGCAGAAAGUCCGCAGCAAAAUUGGCUACGGUAUCCAGCUGACGAAGGAAGUUGAUGGGGUCUGGGUUUAUAACCGCAGCAGUUACCCGAUUUUCAUCAAGUCGGCCACACUGGACAACCCCGAUUCCAGGACGUUAUUGGUUCAUAAAGUGUUCCCAGGCUUUUCCAUCAAAGCAUUUGACUAUGAGAAAGCUUACAGCUUACAGCGGCCCAACGACCAUGAAUUCACGCAGCAGCCAUGGACCGGAUUCACCGUUCAGAUCAGCUUUGUGAAGGGCUGGGGUCAGUGCUACACAAGACAGUUCAUCAGCAGUUGCCCAUGCUGGUUGGAGGUUAUUUUUAAUAACCGAUGACUCACGACGUAGACCAGACUCAAACAAUGACGUUUUAUAACUUUGCUGCUAAAUAUCUCCUCCGGAGUGCUUGCUUUUCCAUGCAAACUUUGUUCCGUUUUGAGAAAUAGCUUAUGGAAAGAUUUUUUGUUUCUUACCUUUCCCUCCUUCCCUCUUUCUUCUUACGGCUCUGGUACAGUAUAUAUA